Gastrolobium bilobum is the source of this 1069-nucleotide messenger RNA. RefSeq names its product protein LOL1. The record is from RefSeq and is a predicted model, not a curated record. The transcript has 6 exons. Bases 328 to 765 code for a protein of 145 amino acids. NCBI's taxonomy places the organism in Eukaryota, Viridiplantae, Streptophyta, Magnoliopsida, Fabales, Fabaceae.
GUAGCAAGUAGCAAGUAGCAACUAGCAAGCUGCCAAAAGGACUUAUACAAUCCAUUUCCCCCCUUUCCUACUUAACUCAAUUAAAUAAAUACCAUUUCUGGUGAAAGGGCCUUAACUCUUCAUUGCUUCUGUGCUCCUUUCUUCUUCUGGCUUCAUGCAUAACUUCCUACUUCAAAGGGGAAGCUUCUCAUUUGACUCUUACUUUAUCUGCUUUACUAUUUGAUUUGCUGGCACCCUCUGCUUCACAGGAGUUGAAAAAAUGGGAUAAAGUGGUUUGUUCUCUGUGUAGAGUUUGGUAGAGAAAGAUAACAUUUUUAGUCCUUUAUAAUGCCAGUUCCACUUGCUCCCUACCCGACACCACCAGCUCCAUAUACACCACCAGCAAAUGGUGCACAGAGUCAACUUGUCUGUUCUGGGUGUAGAAACCUUCUAGUCUAUCCAGUUGGAGCAACCUCUGUGUGCUGUGCUGUUUGCAAUGCAGUCACAGCAGUGCCACCUCCUGGCACAGAAAUGGCCCAGUUAAUUUGUGGAGGCUGCCAUACUUUACUCAUGUACAUCCGUGGAGCUACAAGUGUACAAUGCUCUUGUUGUCACACUGUCAAUCUAGCUUUGGAAGCAAAUCAGGUGGCACAUGUUAACUGUGGGAGCUGCAGGAUGCUACUCAUGUACCAAUAUGGAGCAAGAUCCGUGAAAUGUGCAGUUUGCAAUUUUGUAACAUCAGUUGGGGCCUCAGCAAGCACCAUUGAGCAGAAGUUCAGCACCUAAAUCAUACUAUAGCAUGGUCAUUACAGACUCUACAGCCUUGGUUUUGCUAGUUACAUAUCAUCCUUAAGGAAUAAAGAGUGCAAAUCAGAUUGGAGAUGGAAAUCUCUUCACAUGUAUAGAGUUAUUUUUCCCUUGCGUGAUUUAAUUCAAUGUUUUUGUUAGUUGGGUGUACGAAUAUCUAUUUAUGAUAAGAUUCCUUGUUCUGAGUGCUUUGAAAAUUCACAUCAUCUUUAGACAAGGUUUAUUUUCUAUUGUAAUGUAACAUCAGAUUGGAGAGGGAACUCUCUUCACAUGUAUAGAGUUA